This is a messenger RNA of Danio rerio (zebrafish), 5033 nucleotides long. NCBI's taxonomy places the organism in Eukaryota, Metazoa, Chordata, Actinopteri, Cypriniformes, Danionidae. The record is from RefSeq and is a predicted model, not a curated record.
AGAUCCCUGCGCACGCGCACUCUCGAGCCAUGACAAUUGUUGAUAAUCAACUGGAGUUAUUUUUUGCUAUAGAGUAAAAUAAUUUCAAGCCAGGCCCUUUCCCUCCGGGGGGCUGUCGGAUCAUACCACAACAAACGUAAGAUACCGACUUGCAUGAAGGGCUAAUGGAAAACCCAAGGGAUAUGGCUGAGCACACUCCCCGCUCAGAGCGGAAGAGGAGAGAUUCGUUCGGGAUGUUUGACGGGUAUGACAGCUGCAGUGAAGACAGCAGUAGCAGCUCCAGCUCGGAGGACAGUGAAGAUGAAGUUCCCAGCAUCCCUGCCAGUUUGCCUAUCAUCAAAAACAAUGGCCAGGUGUACACCUAUCCUGACGGGAAAGCAGGAAUGGCAACCUGUGAGAUGUGUGGUAUGGUUGGUGUACGAGAUGCUUUCUAUUCUAAAACGAAGAGAUUCUGCAGCGUGUCCUGUUCCAGAAGCUAUUCCUCCAAUUCUAAAAAGGCCAGUAUACUGGCAAGACUUCAGGGUAAACCACCAACGAAAAAGGCAAAAGUCUUACAGAAACAGCCGUUAAUGGCAAAGUUGGCAGCUUAUGCACAGUAUCAAGCAAGUCAACAGAACCAAGCUAAAUCAAAAUCAGUGGUUCCUGUUGAAGGCUUUGACUGGGGCCAGUACAUUUGUAGCAAUAAUUUAGUUGGGGCACCAGUCAGCUGUUUCAAACAUGUGCCCAUGGGUAUGUGCUGGGGUGACAUAGCUGAGGGGCUGAGGGUGGAGGUCUUCAAUUCUGACACAAACCUCUCCACAAAAGUUUACUGGGUAGCAGAGAUUGUCAAACUGGCAGGUUUUAAAGCUCUUCUGCGCUAUGAGGGUUUUGAUAACGACUCGAGCAGAGAUUUCUGGUGUAAUCUGUGCAUCCCAGAAAUCCACCCUGUUGGAUGGUGUGCUUCUAGUGGAAAGCCACUGGUGCCUCCUAAAUCCAUCCAGCAUAAGUAUUCUAACUGGAAAGCAUUUCUUGUGAAAAGACUCACUGGAGCCAAAACUCUUCCGCCAGAGUUUGCCACAAAGGUUCAGGAGAACAUGCAGUACCCGUUUAAGAAACUGAUGCGUGUGGAAGUGGUGGACAAGACGCACCUGUGCCGCACUCGUGUGGCUCUUGUGGAACAAGUGAUCGGUGGCCGGUUACGCCUGGUGUACGAGGAGAGCCAGGACGGCACUGAUGACUUCUGGUGUCACAUGUUAAGCCCACUCAUCCAUUCCAUUGGCUGGUCACGAAGCAUUGGACAUCGCUUCAAAAGAUCCGAGGUGUCGAAGAAGAUUGAGGGUCAGAUGGAUGCUCCCUCACAGCUGUUUCUUAAGAUUAAAGAUGUGGAUCAGAAUGGGGAUUGGUUUAAAGACGGAAUGAAGCUGGAAGCAAUAGACCCUCUAAAUCUCUCCGCUAUAUGUGUUGCUACUGUAAGAAAGGUUUUGGCAGACGGGUACCUAAUGAUCGGGAUUGAUGGUUCCGAGGCGGCUGAUGGCUCAGACUGGUUCUGCUACCACUCCACCUCUCCCUCCAUCUUCCCAGUCGGCUUCUGUGAAAUCAACAGCAUUGAGCUCACACCCCCAAGAGGGUGCACCAAACUCCCUUUUAAAUGGUUUGACUACCUCAGAGAAAUAGGUUCGAUUGCAGCCCCUGUGAAGCUCUUUAACAAAGAUGUGCCGAAUCAUGGAUUCCGCGUAGGCAUGAAGCUGGAGGCAGUGGACUUGAUGGAGCCGCGUUUGGUGUGUGUCGCCACAGUGACCAGGAUUGUCCACAGACUCCUGCGCAUUCACUUUGACGGCUGGGAGGAUGAGUAUGAUCAGUGGGUGGACUGCGAGUCUCCAGAUCUCUACCCCAUAGGCUGGUGCCAACUGACCGGCUAUCAGCUGCAGCCGCCUGCCGCACAGACCACAAGAGAAGCACCGCCAAAUGUCUCGAAACAGAAAAAGAAGGCAGCACAGUAUAAAGGACAAAAAAAAAAGGCCUCGCUGCAGGUGAAAGAAGAGACUCCUGAGAUCGACGAGUUCACCUUCUCUCAAGGCAUCUCGGACCAGGAGAGCAACGGCUCGGGCAGUUAUUACAUCAGACAGGAGCCAUGAGCCGAUGCAGCCAAUCACAGACUCUCACCUCACUGCCAACAGCACUGGAAAAAACCCCACACGCAGAGAUGCACAGCAGACCUGGAGGAAGAAGAAGAGACUUCCCUCCAAAACCAGGUCUUUCUCCUUUCCUUUUAUGGUUCCUUUUCAGGUUUCAGGAGAAGAACUUCAGUCAUUGAUGCGAGAUAGAAAAGGGGGGAUUUUGGUUCAUAUAAUAAGGAUAGCGUUGAUUAUCCUGACUUUUUUCUUUAUUCUUUAUUUUUUGUUCUCAUUUAAACAAUUUGCCCGAUGGACUUUUCCUCCUCAGUGUUCAUUGUACUUGAAAGUUUUCUUCGCUUUUAUACAUAUUUUAUCUCUUAUUUUUCCUCUUUUGGUGAAGAAAAACAAAAAAGACGACAAACAUUUUUGGUAUUUUUGGGGGUGGACAUUUCAGUACCUUGUGUGUUCUUGCGCUGUUUCACUUGUUUUGGAUGGGUGUGCGUUUGGUAAUAGUAGAAAUCUAUAUUGAGACAGUAUAUUCAUAUAUAUAUGUAUGACAUUCAUAUUAAACAUAUUUAAACGUAUAAAUAUAGUAGUGGAUUGAGGGAUGAUGGUAUUGAAAUCAAACCUUACUGGUAUGUAGAGUAGACUAACGGAAAACACUCACAAUUUGCACUACAGGGAUUUCAAACGAAAUGUAAAACCAGUAAACAAACAAACCGCAGCUUUAUUGUGAUGUGAUUAGCAAGCGUAACUUUAGCGGUGGGAUGUGCUCAAGUCAAAGUGAAGAUUACGAUAUGCAAAUUGUUUAGUUUUUCGACAUUUGACGCCAGUGUUUAUAGGUUUUGAUUACAAUCUCAAGAGCCAUUUUUUAAAAUACAGGCGGUCAAAGUGUUUUUGAGCCAGAGAAUAAAACGUAAGCAAUCACCGCUGCCUGAACACUACCUUUCGCGAGUCUCCGAUCAAUCAAUCCAGCGCUAGCUCAUUUACUAGCCUGGCCUCUAACAUCCCAUCCCAUACAUUUCCUGAUUCCAUUCCACAUUUUGACUACCUCUAAAAGAAGAUGCGUUGCAAUAGGUAGUUCUUUCAUGCUUAUAAUCCGUAUAAGCAAGCGUGUACACCAUUAUAUUUUAUGCAAGAGAUAAAUAUUCACACUUGGACAUGUGACAUACUUCACUUUUAAAAGUCUAUACAGCAUUUCUGUUUUCGAGCAUGGGAAGGAAAAGAAGAAGGUUAUGCAAUAAUAAUAUUUGUGUUGUUUUACGAUGUCUUACUCUGAAAUCCAGAAAUCACACAGCUCCUAUAUAUAUAUAGAGAGAGAGACUUAAAAGGAAAGAUAUUGAGAAACUGUGACAAUUUUCUAAGAGCUAGACUUGAGCUUUCCCUGUUCUAGAUCCUUCUGAGUGUAAAUACAUCCUCUAUAUCACAUUCGCAUAGUGGUUUAUCUUAGUAGAACUAUAAGCUCUGUUCAAUACCAGUAAGGUUGUUGGUGAACUCUCAGGAAACGUAUAUAUCUCAUUUAAUUCUGCUUUAUUUGAAGGUUCACGGCUAAAGCGCUACUAAAAUCAUUCGAUUCGAUCGCCGUUUCGUUCGUUGAAUUAAAAAGAACAACUUCUUGCUCGCGUUUGUUAAAUGCUGCCUCGAUUUUUGUAAAUGGUCAUCCACGUCGUAGGUAGAUCCAUGUUAAAUUAUGGUUCGUUCGUUGUAUAAAACAAAUUCAAUGUAUUUUUUUACCGUUUGUUUUUCUCUCUCUUAUUCUUUAUGAGUUUUAGCGGAUGUUUGUACUGAAUCAUUCUGUUUUUUUAUGUUGUUGUUGUUCGUGGUGGGUUUCUUCAGUAGCUGUUGUGUCGUUUGCAUGUGUAGUUUUUCAAAUGUAAGGCACUGUCGUGUGUUCAUGUCAAACUGGGACUUAAUGGCCACAUUUUCCCAUCAGCUGCAGGAGCCACGUUCAUUUAUUUUUAUUUUUUCCAUCAUUUUUUAUUUUGUUAUAAACCCAAACUCAUAGCAUCAGGAUUUAGGUACACACUGGUCAUGUCAGUCAUGUCAGCUCAGUUUAAUUUCUUGAAUAUAUAUAUAUAUAUACACAAACAUUAUAAGACCAAAAUAUUAAUUGUUUCUGCAAUUUAAACGAAAAUAAAACGACUGUUGAGGCAAAUUUAGCUGCUACCCUUGAAAGAAUUUCAACGCACAACUUCACCUUCAUCCUUUUGUCAGCAGAAUUGAUGCCUUAUCCUCUCUGUGUUGUUUUUUUUCAAGCUAUGGGAGUACAAAAAUAUACGUUAAAAAACAAAAAUAUGUCGUCCAGUAGAGUUCUUAUCAGUGCAUGCAGCAAUGUGAGAUGAAUCUUAUGAGGGCCAGUUGUUGUUCUGGUCUGGAUACUAACACGGGUUUUUGUGACGUUUCCCCUCUGUCCUCAGUAAUCACAUCAUGGUGCUAUAUUCAUAUAUAUAUAUAUUUGAUAACUCAUUGGUUAGGUCUAUCAUAGGAGAAAUAAGUCUGUAAUUAUAAGUUGGAGAGCCGCUGAUUAUAUCUUCAGAUCUGUAUUUUUGGAUACAAAUAGCCGAAAUCAUUUGUUAUAACAAUGUAAAGUGAAAUUAAUGAAAUAAAACAAAAAAAAGAACUAACGUUGACCCUCGUUGUAUGAAGAGGUGAGGGUGGUGGAUUUGUAACUUUUUUGAUAGAGUCUGUAUCUGGUCUUUGCUUUAUUUCUUAUGACGAAGAUGAUUAUGAUGAUGACGUGUGCUGUGAUUAUAGGGUUUGAUAGAGCUUAUAUGUAUAUACUUCAAACUGUGGGGGGGGAGCUUUUGUUGGUCAAAUUUUAUGUUAAUUUGUUUACAAGCAUUUCAAACUGUUUCCGCAUGGCUGUGAAAAAUGUAUCUGUUGAGUUUGGGGGAAAAAAAAAAGAAAUUUUUACACUGAAUUAAAAGGUUACUAAACGUU